This is a messenger RNA of Rasamsonia emersonii CBS 393.64, 519 nucleotides long. RefSeq lists its product as uncharacterized. The transcript is spliced from 2 exons. The record is from RefSeq and is a predicted model, not a curated record. The coding region runs from base 1 to 519 and encodes 172 amino acids. NCBI's taxonomy places the organism in Eukaryota, Fungi, Ascomycota, Eurotiomycetes, Eurotiales, Trichocomaceae.
AUGAGCACCGUCAUCACCGUAACGCUCGGCUUCCUCGUCGCCAGCAUCCUCCUGCUGGCCAAGACCUACGUCUCGACCAAGGACCUCAAGAACGCGCAUUCCACGAGCACCAAGAUCGACCAGAUCCUCGCCGAGAAGCAGAUCAUGCUCCGCGAGAGCCGGAAGUUGCUCCUCAAGAGCAACCGCUUGCUCAUGCAGAACCAGAAGGAGCUUGUCAAGCAGCAGAUCAUGCUUCUGGAGGUUCAGAGGAUGAUUCACCAGAGCCGCAAGUUGGAGGAGGAGAACAGGAAGAGCUACCACGGCUGUAAUGACUGCGACGGCUGCACCAGCGGCAACCUCCUGGACGGUGAGCGUGACGAGAAUGUUGCUGAAACUGACUUCUUUGUCAAUGGCCCAGCUGUUCUUUUUGUCCUGUACAAGAAACAAUGCGAGGAGAAGAAGGAAGCGUGGGUACUUUCACACAAUAUUGUUUAUCUAGGUGAAGAAACGAUUCGUGAACAAAUGCCAAAUACCCAAUAA